GUGAGCAGGAAGACGCAUGCGGUGACAGCAGCAGGAUGAUGCAUUUAAUCUGGUUUCAGCUGAUACAAACAGGACUACAAAGGCCGAAGACCUGUUGAAGAGGUCAAAAUAAGGAGAUCUACACAAUUGUUCUGUGUAGAAGUGUGCUAAGGAAACAAUAAUCUUAACUUGUGCUGGACUGCGAUCACAACCAUGUCGCAAACGAACCUGAUCAUCAACACGUGCUAUUCUAAUGACACCGCACAGAGACCCCCAGCAGGAAACCGAAAGAGGAAAAAGAGAUGCUUUCGUCGAAAGAUGCAGUAUUUAGAGAAAAAUGGAUACCUGGAAGGUAAAUACAAGUCCAACCACAGAACGGGACAGACCAAACAAGCUCCACAACGCCAGAACGGAGCAUCCACAAAGCAUCCACAAUGUCCCACUUCCACUUACAACAAAAGUUUACCUCAUCCAGGCAACACCGCCAACUCUUCCCACUGGAGCUCCAAGCCAUCAACAUCCACACACAGCCUGCCUUCCUCCACCGCCACUGUGAGCGGCGGCGGCACCCACCGGCCCUCGGCAUCAAGCGGCCGUCAGCCCGCCGCCGCCCAAACGCCAGCAAGAGUCCCCACGAAGUACCUCGCUAUUGACUGUGAGAUGGUGGGUUCAGGACCAAAGGGGAGCAUCAGCCAGCUCGCACGCUGCAGUGUGGUGUCCUAUGAAGGAGAUGUGAUUUAUGAUAAAUUCAUCAACCCCGCCGUGCCGGUUACUGACUACCGCACCCGAUGGAGCGGCAUACGGCGCAGUGACCUCGUCAAUGCCAUGCCGUACUCUGAGGCCAGGAAGGAGAUCCUGAGGCUGCUCAUGGGGAAGGUGGUGAUUGGACACGCCGUCCACAACGACUUCAAGGUCCUCAGCUACUCUCACCCCGCUGCCAUGACCAGAGACACGUCUCGAAUCCCUCUGCUCAACCUGAAGGCCGGCUUCGCCGUGAGCGAGUGCGCCUCGCUGAAGAGACUCACCAAGGCCAUCUUAUGCCGUGACAUCCAGACUGGGAAGAAGGGUCACUCUUCGGUGGAGGACGCCAAAGCCACUAUGGAGCUUUACAAAGUGGUAGAGGAGGAGUGGGAGAGGGAGCUGGCCUCCAGGUCGCAGGCCAGUUAGUGCCGGGUUUGAAGAGGCAGCAGGGAAAUAAAGUGAGUGCAAACCGGCGCUUGGUGUGUUCGACCGGUUUCAGGAUCAACCCAGGAAGACCAGGGAACCUGUUCCCUCUCAGUCAGCCAAUCAGUAACUUUAUUUACACCCAGCGGGACAGUCCUGGAGGAGCUUCUAUCAGCUGCUGCUCAGACGCUUUGCUUUGACCUUCAGUUUCAACAGUUGGGUUCUGUCUCAGGGUUUGCAUCAUGUUUUAAAGGUGCUCAUGCCACUGGGGGGCAGUCACCAUUCAUUCCAGCAAUAACAGCACGUCACUGAAGCGUCAUCGGCGAUGCCGCACACCAAAAAAAACAUGGUUUGGAAGUUCUACAGUGUUUUCAUGCAGACCUGCAGGUCAGCUGCUCCGGGACAACAUUCAGCCCAGAGGCCUGUCGACACCGCUGUGACGCGUUCGUUCAUUCAUUCAGUCUGACCAAACUGCCACUGCUCUGUCACCUGUCACUGGUCAGCCUCCAGUUUUAACGUUUUUAAUUGUCUUUAAGUGAAAAGUUGAGACAAAAAUACUGUGAUAUUGUUCAGCUGUGAUCAACCAAUGAGGUUCUUCAGGGAGGUCGACACUGAGGUCAUCACUCCUGCACGUGGCUUUGAUGGGUGUGCCUGACCAGUAGCCUUACAGUUACAGUAAUCAUCACUUUCAGACAUGUUUAAAAGUGUUUUAUUCUUUUCAUUGAAAUGUUUGAAGAGCAUGUACGUCUCGAAGGAAUGUGCUGUUUAGGAAAGCCUAAAUCUGAAAAUAAAUGUUGAUGUAGUCACU
Molecule: messenger RNA, 1951 nt
Organism: Chelmon rostratus (copperband butterflyfish)
Lineage: Eukaryota; Metazoa; Chordata; Actinopteri; Chaetodontiformes; Chaetodontidae
Gene: isg20l2
Product: interferon stimulated exonuclease gene 20-like 2
Exons: 4
Coding region: 193-1146 (317 amino acids)
Cellular component (GO): nucleus
Molecular function (GO): exonuclease activity; nucleic acid binding
Source: RefSeq, a predicted model, not a curated record